AUGGAAGAACUUGGAAUGCAAGAAAGACUUGACGAGGCAAUUUACCUAAUUGAAAUUAACGACUGCUUAAAAGACUACUUGCGCAAGGUAAUGAAGCCCAAGGUCAAGUUCAUCUCUAUUUCUGGAAGGUCUACACUUCAGCUCGAGACUUCGACUGGAAUUCCAAUUCAAAUACCAGACGGGACAGCCUACGAUGGCAUAAAGGACGCCAAAAGAGAAGCUCUUGUUAA
Molecule: messenger RNA, 230 nt
Organism: Trichomonas vaginalis G3
Lineage: Eukaryota; Parabasalia; Trichomonadida; Trichomonadidae
Exons: 1
Source: RefSeq, a predicted model, not a curated record